AUGACAAGUGAGAGAAAAGAGUUAGUGGUAGCAGAAGUGAAGAGGCAACUAUGGUUAGCACUUCCUCUCACCUCAGUUGGUAUCCUACAAUAUGUCCUACAAACCAUUUCUAUCAUGUUUGUUGGACAUCUUGGUACUCUACCUCUUUCAGGUGCGUCCAUGGCCACUUCCUUCGCAGCUGUUACCGGCUUCACCUUACUGAUGGGAAUUGCGAGUGCAUUGGAUACAUUUUGUGGUCAAUCAAAUGGAGCAGGACAGUACCACAUGCUUGGAAUACACAUGCAAAGAUCAAUGCUUGUUGUUUCAAUUGUCAGUGUAUUCCUUUCAAUCAUAUGGGCUAAUACAGAAUCAAUUCUAGUAGCUAUACAUCAAGACAAAGCCAUUUCCAAAGAAGCUGGUUCUUAUGCAUUUUUCAUGAUCCCAAGUUUGUUUGCAUAUGGUCUUCUUCAGUGCAUUCUCAAGUUCUUGCAAACACAAAACAUUGUUCUACCAAUGGUGCUAACUUCUGCAAUUGCAGCUUUGCUUCAUACUCUUCUAUGUUGGGUUUUUGUUUUUGAACUAAAACUUGGAAGUAAAGGAGCAGCUAUAUCUCUUUCUAUAUGUUAUUGGGUCAAUGUGCUGUUGAUUUCACUCUAUGUCAAAUUCUCUUCUUCUUGUAAACAAACAUGGACAGGCUUUUCAAAGAAAGCCCUUCGGGAUCUCUCCGAGUUCCUUAAACUCGCUGUUCCUUCAGCUUUCAUGCUCUGUUUGAAAGUGUGGACAUUUGAAUUGAUGGUUCUCAUGUCUGGUCUUCUUCCAAAUCCAGUAUUAGAAACUUCAGUGCUCUCAAUAUGCCUUAAUACAUUUGGUCUAGCUUGGAUGAUCCCUUUUGGAUGCAGUGCUGCAGUAAGUAUACGAGUAUCGAAUGAACUGGGCGGCGGAAAUCCGAGAGGUGCGAGUCUAUCGGUUCGUGUGGGGCUAUCUACCGCCUUCAUUGAAGGGUUGUUUAUGGUUCUAAGCAUGAUUCUAGCAAGAAAUGUGUGGGGACAAGUAUAUAGUAAUGACAAACAAGUUAUCAGAUAUGUGUCAGCCAUGAUGCCAAUUUUGGCUAUUUCCAGUUUUCUUGAUGCCAUCCAAAGCGCACUUUCAGGUGUUCUUGCAGGAUGCGGAUGGCAGAAGAUCGGUGCCUAUGUGAAUCUUGGAUCAUUUUAUGCAAUAGGUGUACCAUGUGCAGUUACAUUAGCCUUUUUUCUACACAUGCAUGCGACGGGACUGUGGUUGGGGAUCAUUUCAGCAUUUACUGUCCAAACCUUACUUUACAGUAUUUUUACGAUUCGUUCGAACUGGGAAGAAGAAGCAAGGAAAGCUCAAAGCAGAGUUGAUCGCUCGAUCAUGUUGCCAAAUACUACUCUCAGAGACAGCAUCUCACCAUCUCAAAAAACUUGA
This is a messenger RNA of Vicia faba (fava bean), 1425 nucleotides long. NCBI's taxonomy places the organism in Eukaryota, Viridiplantae, Streptophyta, Magnoliopsida, Fabales, Fabaceae. The record is from the annotation of a GenBank genome assembly.